UUAGGUUUUCGCUUUUACCUGUCACUCACGAAGGUACCUUUGCGCCAUAUUGAACCAAGAUCGCGGAAUGCAUUCAUUUCUUCUCCGUCGCUCUUGAUUUUUGGCUGAUGAAAAGUUUGCGAUAGCUUUCAUCUUCUCUUGGAUUUGUUGUCCAUCGUUGUCACAAACGUUGGUGCUUGUUUUGCCAUCCCAUUGGCAGUAACAAGAAGUAUUGAAAAUUGGAAAUUAUUAGCUAAUAAACGCACCCUCAGAAGCACUUGGCAAACUUACGAUUUUUCAUUUGAAGACCGUAUUAUCACAAACACGCACACAGCUACACUCGCAGCGGAACCAUCAUCGCUGUCGUCGUCGUCUUGACCGUCAUCUGGUACCAAUCGCGGAGGCACCACAACCUUCCGUCUCGUGGAACGAAGAAAGAAUCUCGCGACCAUUUCGUUUCGUAUUAUUUUGUGCCGCUAGUGAUUCCAUAGAAACCGGACAGGCAUCCUGAUAAAAACGAGCUAAUAUCUCCACUAAACACUCUGGUCGAUCCUGGAGAAUCAGUUUCGGUUAGCAUAAAGUAUCCGAAUCGGAUGUUGUAAAUUUUGGCAAACACACAUAAGAGGUGGCGCAUCAUCGUUUUAGGCACAAGUUUGUGACCGAAAGUUGGCCAAUUGUGCUACUAGGCGCGGGAUUUGAUGGAACGGGAACGAGAGCGCGAACAUGGCAUAAGCGCCGGCGGACGUGUAAAACACUCUAGGAAGCGGUCACGGAAAGGCAGCAAAAAGUCGAAAAAGAAGCGACGAAGCUCUGCGUCUGAUGUGGACGAUCUUUCCUCGGCUUCAUUCGGGGAUGACAGCAAACGGCGCACGCGAACCCGCAAGGAAGCGUAUAACGAUAGCAGUGGAGACGAAGGAGGCGACCGAUUGGACCGGACCGGGCCAUCUGGAUCCAAGUCUGGCGUAGAGUAUUCGGACGUCAGUUCCGAUGAUUUUUCCGCACCGGAGGCGGGUGAAAUUGAAACGGAUGUCACGGAUGCCGGUGGAGUAGAUGGGGGCGACACGUUGGAGGGUAACAAUGGCGAUAUGUCACCUUUAAGCCCCGUCGAGUCGGAUGACGCUGGAAGCAGGUCCACACAUAAGGUCAGCGGAAAAAAAUCACGCCACCAUCGGAGCCAUCGUAAGCAGAAGGUGCGCGACGGUGGCCGUCGUAGCAAAACCAACUCACACCGUUCCGCGUCGAAACGUUGGAGCCGCACGCCGUCCCGGAAACCGGAGGUGGACAGCAACACUCCUUCGCUGCUGGAUGACUCCGUAGGUGACACUGCGAAACGCAGAGGGAUGGCGGUAGAGAACAACAUUGCCGGUGCAGUAUCGUCGAUUAGCAGCUCCACACAAUCAUCGUGCCGUUCGAAACGGAUCAAUUCCAUUUCAUCCGAUACAUCCUCGAUGAAGUAUCGUCGUCAGAAGCGCUCUUCCAGCGUAACGCCCGACACUGGACAGCGCCACCAUUCGCAAGGUAAAAUCGACGGGGAGAAUGAUGCGCAUGCACCUGUAGGGCAUGACGACGAUGACGGCGAGGGGGAUGUUGGCGAAUGCAAUGAAGGUCUUCGCGAUGCUAACGACGAAGGUACGGGAGCUGAGGAGCUCGAGGAUGAAGAGGAUAAUGAAGAGAAUGAGGACGAAGAGGAAGAAUUGGAUGAUGCUGCUGAAGAAGAAGAUGCGUCACUGUCCAGUAGAAGGCGUCUGAAGAAGAUUCGGAAGGAGAAGAAGCACAAGAAAAAUAAAAAGUCAAAAAGACGCAAAAAGAAACAGCGCACUAAAUCCAUAUCUAGCAUCGAGACGAUCUCCGAGAGCGAAGGUUCGCUGCUGGAAUCGAUGACUCCACCAUUGAAGCAGUCCCCACUGUACGCUGUUAGUGGCGGCGGCAGUAAAUCGUACACUCCCGUUCAUAAUGACACCAGUCUUACUCCGGUGUCGCCUGGGACACCACCAUUGCUAGAGCACCACCAUUCAACUAGACACUCAUUAAAUAGUCCUUACGAUGGACAUGACGUAGUUACGCGCAGUCACAGCCCCGUUGAACGUGACCGUGAGCGAGAGCGCAAUCGAGAAAAGGACCGGGAUCGGGACCGUGACCGGGAGCGAGAACGGGAACGAGAACGCGAUCGAGAGCGGGACCGGGAUCGUGAACGAGACCGUGAUCGAGAGCGGGACCGGGAUCGUGAACGGGAUCGAAUGGCCAACACGGGAGGCAGCGGCGCAAGUAGCGGCACCAGCGCUCGCAAACUGUACGUUACGUCAUCACCUCAUACACCCCCGCCCAUCGGUCAGAAGAAGAGUUCAGCGUACCACGAUCGAUCUCUGGCACUGCCACUGUCAUCGCACCAUCACCAUGUGAGUCCAAUCGAUCUUGACAGUCCGCCGCCGCUGCGGCACAGGAGGAGCAGUAGCCACCGGGCUAACAGUAGGCGCCGCAGUCAUUCAACCGAAAGAAGGCAUAUUUCAAGGAGAACACCGUCGCCAAAUGGUCGACAUAAGCCGUAUACACCACCACCAUCAAAGCGCCGCCGUGAUCGCUCACCCCCGGAGAAGGACUAUUAUCGGAAAGAUGGACGCAGCUAUAGCAAGCGUGAAAGGGACUGGGUAGAUGAUCGAAGAGGUGGUGAAUCCCACAAGCGGUAUGUCAGCAGAACGCCAAGUCCAAGCGGCAAUAGACGAUCACGAAGGACACCCUCACCGGUUGCAUCGGGAAGCAGCAGUAGAACGAGGACAUCUAGAAAGACAGGCUACUACAGUCCAUCGCCCGACCGUGGGGUUGGAGCAGGUGGUAGCAGCAGUUACACCUCGUCUCGGACAAGGCACCGUUCGCGCAGUCCACGCCGCUCGUCGCCACCAUCCGGCUCCACCAGACGUUACUCAAGCAGUCGAUCACGUUCACCGCAGUUGCCUUCAGUGAAAAAGUUUGAUUUGCAAAAGAACAUAAGCGAUACUAGCUUCUUUGCGGAGCUUAUAAAACAUAAACACAACCAAACGGUGCAGGAGAUAUUGAAAAAGCAGGUGAAUAAUACAUCAACUUCCACCACCAAUGACACCAACAGUGCCGCCAGUGCCGUUUCCGCGCCGGAUGGCGACAGCCGUUCAGAGCACGAUUAUAAAUUUUCCACCAUCAACGAUGGUAGCAACAACAACAACAACAACGGGGCCCUUGAUGCACUUGGUUCGAAUUCGUCAAAUGGAAUCCAAGACCGAGGCCAAGAUGCGACCACAAAUCUGGCUGAUAUUCCAAUGCCACUAUCUUAUGAGCCGGGCGUACGGAAAGACCAAAUUGACGCAAGCAUGUCGGCGGAUACUCUGGACGGUAGCAGCGUGAGCAAUUGCAGUGUCCCGAUGAGUAUCAGUAGCAAUGGCGGCAAUGGUAGUUGCUUAGUUCCCGAUUCACGCAUACCUGUGAUAACAAAUAGUGGUGGCCAACAGCAUUUUCAACUGUCCUCUACCGCCACUUUCGCCAGCAGCAGCAGUAUCAGUAGUGUGGCCACUGUUGCUGCUGCCGAUAAAAAAUCUUCGGAAACCAUCGGAGACGGCAACGUCAGUGGUGGUAGUGGUGGUGGCGCAAUAUCCAAACCAAAAAGUUUAACCAAACUGCCAAUGCCUCCCGGGGUGAACGUGGCCGAGCUUGUCGGUGCUCGAACGCCCAGUCCCAGCCAGCCGAUCAGUCCCGUCGCGGCAGCUGCGAGUGCAAUGAAAAUAAUGCCCAUUCCUACUCUGACUACAACCGGCGCCGUUCCGCUGGCGAUUCUGGGAACGACUAACACUGCUGCCAUCAAUAAACAACGUAAUGAAACUUCCCAUAAGCUGUCGUCCGGCGCUUCAGUGCCGGCGACAAUGGGUUCAUCGAUCGUUAGUGCCACUGUUAGUAGUGGAAGUGUUAAGAAGGGCCUACUGAAUCUUCCCAUGCCACCGAUGGUGCCGGGAUCGGAGGAUCUGAGUGGCGAUGAAGAUAUCGGUUCACCGAUCAAUGCAUCCACCGGGCAAAAGCAUGGUUCGUCCGGGCCUUCCAAUAACAAUAAUAACAGUAGCGUUAGCAACAGGUACAAGACUGCUUCCUCUGGAGCCGGUGGAGCGUUAGCAACCGCUCAGCAAGGGGGCUCUAGGCCGCCUGCGGCCCGGCCCCGAAUCCUAACCCGACGCCAUUCGCGCAACAUGACCGCUCCGAUGUCCGCAUCGGGGGGCAAAGAUUGGGGCGAACGGUGUGUGGAAGUGUUUGACAUGCUGGAACAGAUUGGCGAAGGAACAUAUGGGCAGGUGUACAAAGCUAAAGACCAGCAGACCAACGAGCUCGUGGCGCUGAAAAAGGUGCGCCUGGAGCACGAGAAAGAAGGUUUUCCGAUAACAGCCGUGCGAGAGAUAAAAAUUUUACGUCAACUCAACCACAAGAACAUAGUCAACCUGCGAGAAAUCGUCACCGACAAGCAGGAUGCUCUGGAGUUUCGCAAAGACAAGGGCUCGUUCUACCUGGUGUUUGAGUACAUGGACCACGAUCUGAUGGGUUUGCUCGAGUCGGGUAUGGUGGAUUUCAACGAACAAAACAACGCCAGCAUCAUGCGCCAGCUGCUGGACGGAUUGAACUAUUGUCACAAGAAGAAUUUCCUACACCGCGACAUUAAAUGUUCCAACAUUCUUAUGAACAACAGGGGUGAGGUAAAACUUGCCGAUUUUGGUCUAGCGCGAUUGUACAACGCCGAUAACCGAGAACGACCAUACACGAACAAAGUCAUCACACUCUGGUAUCGACCCCCGGAGUUGCUGCUAGGCGAGGAACGCUACGGUCCAGCGAUCGAUGUUUGGAGCUGUGGGUGCAUUCUCGGCGAACUCUUCCUGAAGAAACCGCUUUUCCAGGCGAACCAGGAACCGGCCCAGCUGGAAAUGAUUUCUAGACUCUGCGGUACACCAACGCCGGCGGUUUGGCCGAACGUGAUUAAGCUGCCCCUAUUUAACACACUCAAGUCAAAAAAGCAAUAUCGCCGAAAGUUGCGAGAAGACUUCAUGUUCAUGCCCACACCUUCCCUCGACCUACUCGACAGUAUGUUGGUGCUGGAUCCAGACCGCCGAAUUACCGCAGAGGAUGCGCUCAAAUCAAGCUGGUUGAAAAACGUUAUACCAGAUCAAUUACCUCCACCGCAGCUACCAACAUGGCAGGAUUGCCAUGAGCUUUGGAGUAAAAAGCGAAGAAGACAACUUCGUGAGCAGCAGGAGUCGGCACAAAAUCUCCCUCCCGGUAAACCAUCGGGUAGCACCAUCAACAAAAUAGACGGUUUAGCAAUGCCUGGCACUCUAGGCACUGCCGGCUUAAACAUGAUGUAGUACUCGCUAGUAUCUCUCUCAUAAGACAUUGUAAUCAAGGAGUAACCGUGAAGCACUGAUAGCAGAAAACAUUUCAGCAUUCACUGAACAGUUACACUUAUUUUAACAUCUUUUACAUGGGUUACACACCAUAGCGGGCAGAAUGGUAUUCGAUACCAUGGAUUUGAAUGUGAGACUAUGUCUUUGUACAGCAGACGUGUACAGAAUAGUUGUACAGAUUUUAUGAAUAAUCAUUGUGUUGUUGCUACCAUUUAUCUCCUUUCUAUCAGCUUUCAAAAAGGGAUCCCGGUGGACCCGACUAUCUGAUCAGUGAACUGAUCACAUAAACCUUUAAAUCUUUCUUUUAUUUUGCUACCUCCCAAUCUUUACACGUAGUCAAGAAUCGAUGUGAACAUACACAUAAAUAAUGCGCAUCCAAAACAAUCCCAUGGGCUAGAUAAGAAACGUUCCGACGAGGAUCGGUUUUCCUGAGCAAGAAAGCAAGUGUUUCGUAUUGCUUUUGUAUGAUUUGUGGCAAAUAAUGAUGAGUCUGAUUUUAGGCACGUAAACACACGGGAUGUGUGAAUUGUUUUAGGAUAAACGACAAAAUAAAACAAGCAAACUAUAUCGAAAGCUAAUUGCGAUAUAAUGAUGUGGCUUACUGAUUGUUGAAUACCAUCGAUGGGAGCAAUUCGUCGAAUAAUUGUCAUUGAUCAUCAAAUUUGAAUAUGAUUGUAGCAUGCAUAAAAGACGAGAUGUUGCAAGAUAGCAAUAAUUAAUAAGUGGAUGAACGAUGGAGGUAAAAGAAUGAAUGCUAAUAGUGUGCAGUAUCAAAAAGUAUCAGGCUAAUAUUGGCAAAUAUCUUUCUUCUUUCUUCAAAAACUCAUGAAAACGGUGUAAAGAAAAUAGGACAGUGGUAGUGGUGUGUAACUUAUUAAGAAUUUAUGUGUAACGAUUGGGGAGCUAUAAUAUAUCAUAGAUUGUAAAUUUGUUAUAACAAAACAUGAAAGGAUCACUACUGAUUCAUGUAUAAUGAAAGCGAAUGGCUGCAACAUAAGGCCGACGCAAACAGUAAGACACAACAAUAGGAUAAAUUAGAAAUGCUAGAAAGAAAGUUGUCAACGUUCUUCUGAAUAUACAGAUUUAGUUCAUCUGGAACUCUUUUCUUCGCCUAGCGUAUUCUAAUACGGAACGAAACAUGAUUUUGGUACUGGAAGAACAAAACUGAGCGUGACGUUGUUGUUAUGUGACCGAAGCGUGGAUCAUGAUACAAUAAAAAGAUACCCGAAACUAU
This is a messenger RNA of Anopheles coustani, 6615 nucleotides long. RefSeq names its product cyclin-dependent kinase 12-like. Gene Ontology annotation, molecular function: cyclin-dependent protein serine/threonine kinase activity; cyclin binding; RNA polymerase II CTD heptapeptide repeat kinase activity. Gene Ontology annotation, biological process: positive regulation of transcription elongation by RNA polymerase II; transcription elongation by RNA polymerase II; protein phosphorylation. The coding region runs from base 678 to 5342 and encodes 1554 amino acids. The record is from RefSeq and is a predicted model, not a curated record. NCBI's taxonomy places the organism in Eukaryota, Metazoa, Arthropoda, Insecta, Diptera, Culicidae. Gene Ontology annotation, cellular component: cyclin/CDK positive transcription elongation factor complex; nucleus. The transcript is spliced from 8 exons.